AUGGACCGCAAACGUAAGAGAGAACUACGGGACCUGAAUCUGAAAUCCUGGGGAGGUGUUAAGGACCUCUUCUCCGUGGGAAGUUCACUGGAUUCAUCUCUCAAGAAGAAUACUGCCUUUAUCAAGCGCCUCCGCACCGGAAUCAACGCAGCCAGCCAGUCAACCCUGGUGAACGAGAUCCGCACUCUGUCGCUCGAGAAAUACUUGUCAGAGAUCAUUACUGCGGUCGCAGAAGGUCUCUCUAGGCUCAAGACGUCGACUGAGAUCGCGGCGGGUGUGGAAGUCGUCAGUGCCCUCCAUCAGCGCUUCGGUCCUGCAAGCUUCACGAAACAAUUGGCCUGGAUACUGGGAAAAGGUCUGAGUCUGCCUGACAAAUCGGUGGUAAAGUCAUGGACACCCGACGUUCGAGAGCGAGAAGAGCGGGAUCGUCUAGCGCGACAACGGGUGCUGCUACGAGUCGUGGCCGAGUUUUGGAUUUGUGGUCUCCUCCGCGGGCUGGACGAUGUGGAACGACCAGAAGAGGUGUCGGCAAAGACAAAGGAUUCAGCAGCGAGUGCCGCUCGCGGGCAUGACACCAAGAGCACUGCAACCUCAAAUGGUAUUCGGGCAGAAUUCGGCUAUGACAAUGAGCCUUUCCCACUAGAGGUGCUGAAGGAACUGCUCGGCCACGAUCCUGAUCACGUUAAUCUGCCACUAGCAGUUUUGUUCGUGAAGAACUUCUCCUGGGACGUACUUGGCCUGAAGCAUCAUCCGAAGAGGCGAUUUAUCAAUGUCUUGGAGAAGUACCUGGACACCGUCAAGCAGCAUGUGCUUCGCGAUCAGAAGCAGCUCUCGAACCAAAGCCGCAGAAAUGCUGAAGCCUACGUCAAGAGCGGCGAGAUCUUCGAAGACAGACAGAACAACUUCGAGAAGCAGACUAAGGCCCAGGAGAAAUUGAUAGCCAACGCACAAGUGCUUUGCGAUGCACUCGGUCAGCAGAUGCCCAGCUUGGUUGCUGUCGAUGGCACAGACGCUCCUGCAGCAGGCUCCGUUGGCAUCGUAAAGACCGGGGAAUACCUCCGUGGGACGGGCGAAGGAGCUGGCAUAUGGGAGGAUGAAGACGAGCGGCGCUUCUACGAGAACCUUGUGGACCUGAAAGGACGCGUUCCAGCAAUUCUGCUCGAAGAUGCCAAAAAGCAGAAAACUGACGGUCCAGAGGAGCCCGGCGCAACACACAAGAUGUCCUCCACAGAGACACCGGAUGCAGUGGCAAAGAAAACAGCUGAUUUGGACGAUCAAUCCACGGCCAUUGCAAACAGAACCGUCGGCGCACAAGUUGAUGCUGUCCUGGCGCGCUUACCAGAUCUUCAGAAUAAAGAGAUGGUCGAUCAGGUGGCCGAAGACUUCUGCUUUUUGAACUCCAAAGCAUCAAGAAAUCGACUCAUCAAAGCCAUACAAGAAAUUCCAAAGGGCCGCACCGACCUCCUGUCGCUGUACGCGCGUCUUGCAGCAACACUUGGACAGUACAUGCCCGACGUAGUUCAAGGCCUCGUGUCCCACCUCGACGACGAGUUCCGGAGUCUGCAGCGACGGAAAACCAAAGAUUUCCUCGGACAGGUGCGCAUGAUAAAUAUCCGCUACCUCGCUGAGUUGACAAAGUUUGGCAUUGUUCCAGAGCAUGUCAUAUUCCAUUGCCUCAAAGUCAGUCUCGAAGAUCUUUCGCGAAUGAACAUCGAGAUCAUCGCAAACCUGCUUGAGAAUUGUGGUCGAUAUCUUCUGCGCAACCCAGACACGGCACCACGAAUGACAUCUUUUCUGGAGACUCUUAAUCGCAAGAAAGGUAACCAACAUCUGGGUCAGCAAGAACGCAUGCUCAUCGAGAACGCUCUGUACUAUGUCGACCCUCCCGAGCGUGCAGCAAUCCAGCAGAAGGAGAGAACACCCACAGAGCUGUUCGUUCGUCAACUGGUCUAUCUCGAUAUGACUAAGCGGACUUGUCCCAAGGUUCUCAAAGCUCUGCGAAAGCUACACUGGGAAGAGAAGGAAGUCGUUUCGAUGCUUGAGAAGAUCUUCAGCAAGCCAGGAAAGGUCAAAUUUAGUAAUAUCCAUCUUUUGGCUGUCCUCCUCGGUUCCCUGAACCGCUACCAUCCAAAUUUUACAUCAGUUGUUGUCGACAACAUUCUGGAACGAAUCGUUCUUGGUCUGGAAAAUAAUGACUUCAAGUUCAAUCAGCGACGCAUUGCGGAAGUAAAGUAUCUCGGAGAGCUGUACAACUACAAAAUGGUGGAUUCGGCGGUCAUUUUCGAUACGCUGUACCGCCUGGUUACGUUUGGCCACGAAGGCGGCAAGCCAGUGCCAGGACAAGGCGUUCCUCUGGAUUUGCUUGACGAUUAUUUCCGCAUCCGCUUGGUAUGCACCAUACUGGACACGUGCGGCAAUUGCUUCGAUCGAGGCAGCUCGAAGAAAAAGCUUGACUUCUUCUUGAUGUUCUUCCAGUACUACAUCCAGACAAAGGAAGCAGUCCCUAUGGAAAUUGAAUUUCUGGUCAACGAUACCUACAAAUUGAUUCGCCCACAAUGGAAGGUCGCUUCUGACCUCGCGGAAGCUUCGUCUUUGCUGGCAGAGGCGAUCAAAGCCAACUAUCAGCAAGGCGCCAACGUCCCAGAGCAUGCUGAUGAUGCAGAAGAAACGGCUUCCGACGAGGAGAUUGGCGAGGACGACGCAGGUCUGGAGGCUGAAGCAGGCCACUCGAGCGAUGAAGUCGAGAUUCCAAAUGACGAGGAUGCAGGGGACGAUACUGAUGACGCCGAGUCCAGCGAAGACGAACAGAUUAUUGUGACCCGCGAGGAAGAGAGAGUGGACCCUGAAGCUGAAGCCGAAUUCGAUCAAGCCUUUGAGAGGAUGAUGGCCGAAAGUCUUGACUCACGCAAGUUAGAGAAGAAUCGACAAUUCGAUGUCCCACUGCCCAUUCGAAAGGUCCAACGUACAGCCGCUGAAUUGAACGACGACGAGCCCGAGAUCGUCGAAAAGCUCCCUAGCAACACCAUGGCGUUCUCGCUGAUGACGAAGCGCGGCAAUCGGCCACAGACCCGUACUAUCGAGCUUCCGUCGGAUUCCCACUUUGCCGUGACGAUGAAGAACCGACAAGACGCCGAACGCGAAGAGCAGCAGCGUAUCAAGAACCUGGUCUUGAACUACGACUUGCAUGAUGACGAACACCAGAACGAUGGUACAGAUUUGCUUAGCCCUAUUGAGCAACCCCUUAUCUUAAAGACCUCCUAUGCUAAAGGAUUAUCAACCAGGUCUCGAUCCGCUCAACUCGUCUCUCAGUCGCGCCGAGAGAUCCGCACGUCACGCGCCCCGAGCGAGAAGGUUGAAACUAAGUGA
Cyphellophora attinorum is the source of this 3366-nucleotide messenger RNA. Its product is annotated as Regulator of nonsense transcripts UPF2. Gene Ontology annotation, molecular function: protein binding; RNA binding. The record is from RefSeq and is a predicted model, not a curated record. Gene Ontology annotation, biological process: nuclear-transcribed mRNA catabolic process, nonsense-mediated decay. The coding region runs from base 1 to 3366 and encodes 1121 amino acids. Lineage: Eukaryota; Fungi; Ascomycota; Eurotiomycetes; Chaetothyriales; Cyphellophoraceae. Gene Ontology annotation, cellular component: cytoplasm; exon-exon junction complex. The transcript is spliced from 5 exons.